Messenger RNA from Colletotrichum truncatum, 1578 nucleotides. Its product is annotated as benzoate 4-monooxygenase cytochrome p450. NCBI's taxonomy places the organism in Eukaryota, Fungi, Ascomycota, Sordariomycetes, Glomerellales, Glomerellaceae. The record is from RefSeq and is a predicted model, not a curated record. Gene Ontology annotation, molecular function: iron ion binding; oxidoreductase activity, acting on paired donors, with incorporation or reduction of molecular oxygen; heme binding.
AUGGCUUUUGUUGUUAAUGAAAUAUGGCAAUCCUGGAAAUCUCUCUCAAUCAGUGAGCAGACACACACGGUGAUGUUCAUUCUGCUGGCCCCGGUUACUAGCUGCUUUAUAUGGUUUUUCGUUUCAUGGCAAACCUCACCGUUGAAGAAAUAUCCUGGGCCGUUCCUCGCAGGAUGGACAAACCUUUGGCGGCUAUGGCAGGUUAUCGGAGCCGAUUAUGCUCCAAAGAUGAAGAGGCUGCAUGAGAAAUAUGGACCUAUUGUGCGCUUAGGUCCUAAUCUUCUAGACAUCGAUAUGCCUGAACUGAUAAAGGUCAUAUACAGCACUGAUGGCAAGUGGACAAAGUCUGACUUCUAUAAGAACAGCAGCUCCAUUGUUGAUGGAAAGAUCACAUACCAUAUGUUUUCCGAAACAAACAACGUCGAACAUGCUCGUUUGAAGAGACCUGUCGUGCGACAUUAUUCAGUGCCUAGCGUCCUGGCUAUGGAAUCACAUAUGGAUAAGAUUAUUGACGACUUGUGUGCCCAUUUACAGAAGCGAUUCACAGACACUGGCGAGUCGUGCGAGCUUGGCAACUGGCUUGCUUUUUACGCUUGGGACUUCCUCGGUGUUGUCACAUUUAGCAAAAAGUUCGGAUACAUGGAUGAGGGCCGCGACUUCGACGGCACGCUUGCCAUUGGAGACCAAUCAAUCGACUAUCUCGGCCUGUGUGGACAAAUGCCCUGGAUAGACUAUUGGUUGGAUAAGAACCCAGUUUAUCCCCUUGGUCCUCCCAAUCUCUCCAAUGUCACGAGAAUCGCCGUGGAAAACCUUACAGAUCGACUUAGCGGCAAGGACAUGAACUUCAAGCCUGAGAAGCCGGAUUUCCUUCAGUACUUCAUCGACUCAAAGACGACACAUCCUGAAAUAGUGGAUGAAAGCACAAUAAUUGGCUACCUCCUUCUGAACUUGAUUGCCGGCGCGGAUACAACUGCUAUCACAAUGCGUGCCCUCUUUUAUUACUGUCUUAAGAACCGCCGUAUUUGGGAGCGCCUUGAGGAAGAAGUUGUUGCCAGUGUACCGGCCGAUAGACCAGCUCCUCACGCUACCGCCCGCGCUCUUCCUUACCUUGAAGCUGUAUGCCGGGAGACGAUGCGGUAUCAUCCAGCAGUUUCCAUGACUAUGGAACGUAUCGUCCCGAAAGAAGGUCUUAUCCUCCCAGAUGGGUCCCUUGUCCCUGGUGGCUCACUUGUCGGCAUGAACCCCUAUAUCGUUGGGCGUAACAAAGACGUUUACGGCGUUGAUGCAGAAGAAUACCGUCCCGAGCGUUGGCUUCAGCAAGACGAUGAAGACGAUGAGGCGUAUAAGCUGCGCAUGAGACAGUGGAACGCAGCUGACAUCACCUUUGGUGGCGGCUCGCGGAUCUGUCUUGGCCGUAACUUGAGUCUGAUGGAGAUUUACAAGACCGUUCCGUCGCUGAUAUCAAGGUUCGAAUUUGAGCUUGUUGAUCCACAUGAGACGUGGUGGACAAGUUCGCGCUGGUUCUAUCGUACUAAGGGUGUUGUUUGCAAGUUGAAGCGGAGAGUGGCAAAGGCUUGA